Myiozetetes cayanensis is the source of this 6465-nucleotide messenger RNA. It is a transcript of the gene MUC6, whose product is annotated as mucin 6, oligomeric mucus/gel-forming. Bases 1 to 6465 code for a protein of 2154 amino acids. The transcript is spliced from 37 exons. The record is from RefSeq and is a predicted model, not a curated record. Lineage: Eukaryota; Metazoa; Chordata; Aves; Passeriformes; Tyrannidae. Gene Ontology annotation, cellular component: extracellular matrix. Gene Ontology annotation, molecular function: protein binding.
AUGGAAGAGGAAUACUUUUUGCCAACAGUUUUGAGCAAGGAUUCCUGUUCUACAUGGGGUGGAGGGCAUUUUUCAACCUUUGAUAAAUACCAGUAUGACUUCACUGGGACUUGCAACUAUAUCUUUGCAACCGUAUGUGAUGAAACCAGCCCGGACUUCAACAUUCAGUUCCGCCGUGGGAUGGACAAAAAAAUCGCAAGGAUCAUUAUUGAGCUUGGACCUUCUGUUGUCAUUGUUGAGAAAGGCAGCAUUUCUGUCAGGAGCGUUGGAAUUAUUCAGUUGCCUUACACUAGCAAUGGCAUUCAAAUAGCUCCUUAUGGACACAACAUCCGCCUGGUCGCCAAGCUGAUGGAGAUGGAACUAGUUGUCAUGUGGAACAAUGAUGACUAUCUCAUGGUUUUGGCUGAAAAAAAAUACAUGGGCAAAGUCUGUGGAAUGUGUGGAAAUUAUGAUGGUUAUGAAUUGAAUGAAUUUGUUCGUGAAGGUAAAUUGCUGGAUACAUACAAAUUUGCUGCAUUACAAAAAAUGGAUGAUCCAUCAGAGAUCUGUCUGUCUGAGGAGAUACCGAUUUCCACUGUUCCUCACAAAAAAUAUGCCCUGAUCUGCUCUCAACUGCUUAAUUUGGUGUCAUCAACCUGCAGCGUGCCAAAGGAUGGGUUUGUCACUCGUUGCCAGCUGGAUAUGCAGGACUGCAGUGAGCCAGGACAAAACAGCUGUGCUUGCUCUACACUGUCAGAAUAUUCAAGGCAAUGUGCUAUGUCCCACCAAAUGGUGUUCAACUGGAGAACUGAAAACUUCUGUUCUGUGGGAAAAUGUUCUGCGAACCAAAUCUAUGAGGAAUGUGGUUCUCCAUGUAUUAAAACCUGUUCCAACCCAGAGUACAGCUGUUCCAGUCACUGUACCUACGGUUGCUUUUGUCCAGAAGGAACUGUUCUGGAUGAUAUCUCCAAGAACCGAACAUGUGUUCACAUUAGCCAGUGUCCGUGUACACUGAAUGGGAAAACAUACGCUCCUGGGGAGACAAUGAAAGCAACGUGUAGGACCUGUAAAUGUAUGAUGGGCCAGUGGAACUGCAAAGAUUUGCCCUGUCCUGGAAGGUGUUCACUGGAAGGAGGCUCCUUUGUUACCACAUUUGAUUCUAGGUCAUAUAGAUUCCAUGGGGUUUGCACUUACAUUCUCAUGAAGAGUUCCAGCCUGCCACACAAUGGAACCCUAAUGGCUGUGUAUGAAAAGACUGGUUAUUCUCAUUCUGAGACGUCACUUAGUGCUAUAAUUUACCUAUCCUCAAAGGACAAAAUUGUGAUUUCUCAGAAUGAUCCCCUCACAGAUGAUGAUGAACUUAAGCGGCUGCCUUACAGAUCAGGAGACAUCACUGUUUUCAGACAGUCCUCAAUGUACAUUCAAAUGCAUACAACCUUCGGGCUGGAACUUUUAGUUCAAACAUCACCUGUGUUCCAGGCCUAUGUGAAAGCUGGAUCACAAUUCAAAGGCAGAACUCUAGGUUUAUGUGGCAAUUACAAUGGAGACACUACAGAUGACUUCAUGACUAGCAUGGAUAUCACUGAAGGGACAGCCUCCCUGUUUGUAGAUUCCUGGAGGGCAGGAAACUGCCAUCCUGCUUUGGAGAGAGAUACUGAUCCUUGUGCUUUGAGUCAACUAAACAAAAUAUCUGCUGAGACUCAUUGCUCCAUUCUUACCAAGAAGGGUACGGUGUUCGAGAAAUGCCAUGCUGUGGUCAACCCUAUUCCUUUCUACAAGAGAUGUGUCUACCAGGCCUGUAACUAUGAAGAGACCUUUCCUUACAUUUGUUCUGCUCUGGGAUCAUAUGCACGAGCGUGCAGUUCAAUGGGUUUAAUCCUUGAGAACUGGAGAAGCAGUAUGGACAACUGUACCAUUACCUGCACUGGCAAUCAAACAUUCAGCUACAACACUCAGGCAUGUGACAGGACAUGCUUGUCACUCUCCAACCGAGCCCUGGAAUGCCAUUCAACUGAUAUUCCUAUUGAAGGCUGCCAGUGUCCUAAAGGACUGUACUUGAACCACAAGAACGAGUGUGUUCGUAAAUCUCAUUGUCCAUGCUAUUUAGAAGAUAGAAAAUACAUCCUGCCUGACCAGUCAACAAUAACUGGUGGGAUCACCUGCUACUGUGUUAAUGGAAGGCUGAGUUGCACAGGCAAACCUCAAAAUCCUGCAGAAAGCUGCAAAGCUCCUAAGAAAUACAUAUCGUGUUCUGACAGUUUAGAAAACAAGUACGGAGCUGCAUGUGCCCCUACCUGUCAGAUGCUGGCUACUGGAAUUGAAUGUAUACCGACUAAAUGUGAAUCAGGCUGUGUCUGUGCUGAUGGCCUGUAUGAAAAUCUCGAUGGCGAAUGUGUCCCAGCUGAGGAGUGUCCAUGUGAAUAUGGUGGCCUUUCUUAUGGAAGAGGUGAACAAAUCCAAACUGAAUGUGAGAUCUGCACUUGCACAAAAGGCAAAUGGAAAUGUGUUCAGAAAUCAAGGUGUUCCUCAACGUGUAACCUGUACGGAGAAGGCCACAUCACCACUUUUGAUGGACAGCGCUUUGUGUUUGAUGGCAACUGUGAAUACAUAUUAGCUACGGAUGGCUGCAGUAUUAACAGACCUGUUUCCUCUUUCAAAAUUGUUACUGAGAAUGUCAUCUGUGGGAAAUCAGGAGUUACAUGCUCCAGAUCCAUCAGCAUUUACCUUGGGAAUUUGACAAUCAUACUGAGAGAUGAAACCUUCACUAUUUCUGGGGAAAAUCCUAGUGUGCGAUAUCAUGUGAAAAAGAACGCCCUUCACCUGAUGUUUGAUAUCAUUAUCCCAGAAAAAUACAACAUGACCCUUAUUUGGAAUAAGCACAUGAACUUCUUCAUCAAGAUCUCCAGAGGAACACAGGAAACUAUAUGCGGUUUGUGUGGGAACUAUAAUGGCAAUAUGAAGGAUGAUUUUGAAACUCGAAGCAAGUACGUGGCAUCAAAUGAAUUGGAAUUUGUCAAUUCUUGGAAAGAGAAUCCUCUCUGUGGGGAUGUGUACUUUGUAGUGGACCCCUGCAGCAAGAACCCUUAUCGUAAAGCAUGGGCAGAAAAGACAUGUUCCGUCAUCAACAGUCAGGUUUUUUCUGCCUGUCACAAUAAGGUGAAUCGGAUGCCCUAUUAUGAGGCCUGUGUUCGAGACUCUUGUGGGUGUGACAUUGGAGGGGACUGUGAAUGCAUGUGUGAUGCCAUUGCAGUGUAUGCCAUGGCAUGUUUAGAGAAAGGUAUCUGCAUUGACUGGAGGACCCCCGAGUUCUGUCCUGUCUAUUGUGAGUACUACAAUUCUCAUAAAAGAAGAGGAGUUGACAAUGCUUAUUCCUCUGGCUACAAUGAUGACAAGUGCACCUGGCAUUACAGGCCCUGUAACUGCCCAAAUCAAAACUACAAAUAUGUCAACAUUGAAGGUUGUUACAACUGCUCUCAUGAUGAAUACUUUGACCAUGAAAAGAACUUGUGCGUGCCAUGUGGAGAAGAAAGCACUAGUACCACUACUGAAACAUCUUCACCUUCACCAGUAACAACAGUGCAGCCUAAAGUAACAAGAAGCUCUGCCACAAGCACCCUACCAACCGUACCUAGUACUUCUUCUGCAACUGCUAUAUCAACUGAGAUUACAAAUCCAACAAUAACUGCAAAAAUUACAGUUCCCAGAACUUCACCCAUACAACCUCUUGUCACAAUAAAGUCAACAACUGCAUACAACAUCAAUUUCUACCACACUGAAAAUGACUACAACCAUCACUACUCCUUCCGUAACUACCACAACAAAGAGAACCAUGACCACUAUACCAAAGUCUACGCCUGCUGCCUCAUCAACCGCUGCUUCAACAGAGACAGAGCAAUUGUCACCCACAUAAGAACAUGGACACAGCCUGUGCAGCAUCUCGUCACACAGACACAGACCACCCCUGCCACAUCCACCAGCAGCACAACUCCAAGCCCGAGCUCUUUGCCUGCCACCUCAGCCUCAUCUGCUUCUUCCCUCUCCUCAACUGUGUCCUCGACACAGCUGGGAACAUCACAUCCUGCCUUCACCCAUAAAAGGUCAACCGAGCCGCACAUUGAGCCCCCUCUGACCACACACAAGACCACGGCCUCCACCUCCAUCAGCAGCACCUCCAAGACCUCUGUCUCCACAGAGACCAGCCCACCAAGCAGCACAGAACUCCCUCUGGCAACAACAUCUCCAAAUCCCAGCUCUUCGCCUGCCCCCAGCAGCCCACUCAGCACCCGGCUGCCAUCUGCUCCCACUUCCACACUCUAUUCCACAGCAGCUCCAAGCACCAGCCCCACGCCUACACCCACAACCCUGAGGCCCAAGCCCUCUUCCCCCUUGACAAGUGCUCCACAAGAGUCUCCUACAACAGAGUCCUCUGCACCCACCACAGCCAAAACCAGCACAGUGCCAUCGCCUGCUCCUUCUGCCUCUUCAACUGUGUCCUCAACAUGGAUGAGUUCCUCACAGCCUGCCUUCACCCAUAAAAGGUCAACCGAGCCACACAUUGAGCCACCUCUGACCACACACAAGACCACGGCCUCCACCUCCAUCAGCAGCACCUCCAAGACCUCUGUCUCCACAGAGACCAGCCCACCAAGCAGCACAGAACUCCCUCUGGCAACAACAUCUCCAAAUCCCAGCUCUUCGCCUGCCCCCAGCAGCCCACUCAGCACCCGGCUGCCAUCUGCUCCCACUUCCACACUCUAUUCCACAGCAGCUCCAAGCACCAGCCCCACGCCUACACCCACAACCCUGAGGCCCAAGCCCUCUUCCCCCUUGACAACCGUCACCCAUAAAAGGUCAACUGAGCCGCACAUUGAGCCCCCUCUGACCACACACAAGACCACGGCCUCCACCUCCAUCAGCAGCACCUCCAAGACCUCUGUCUCCACAGAGACCAGCCCACCAAGCAGCACAGAACUCCCUCUGGCAACAACAUCUCCAAAUCCCAGCUCUUCGCCUGCCCCCAGCAGCCCACUCAGCACCCGCCUGCCAUCUGCUCCCACUUCCACACUCUAUUCCACAGCAGCUCCAAGCACCAGCCCCACGCCUACACCCACAACCCUGAGGCCCAAACCCUCUUCCUCCAUGACAAGUGCUCCACAAGAGUCUUCUACAACAGAGUCCUCUGCACCCACCACAGCCAAAACCAGCACAGUGCCAUCGCCUGCUCCUUCUGCCUCCUCCACUGUGUCCUCAACAUGGCUGAGCUCCUCACAGCCUGCCGUCACCCAUAAAAGGUCAACCGAGCCGCACAUUGAGCCCCCUCUGACCACACACAAGACCACGGCCUCCACCUCCAUCAGCAGCACCUCCAAGACCUCUGUUUCCACAGAGACCAGCCCACCAAGCAGCACAGAACUCCCUCUGGCAACAACAUCUCCAAAUCCCAGCUCUUCGCCUGCCCCCAGCAGCCCACUCAGCACCCGGCUGCCAUCUGCUCCCACUUCCACACUCUAUUCCACAGCAGCUCCAAGCACCAGCCCCACGCCUACACCCACAACCCUGAGGCCCAAGCCCUCUUCCUCCAUGACAAGUGCUCCACAAGAGUCUUCUACAACAGAGUCCUCUGCACCCACCACAGCCAAAACCAGCACAGUGCCAUCACCUGCUCCUUCUGCCUCCUCCACUGUGUCCUCAACAUGGCUGAGCUCCUCACAGCCUACCUUCACCCAUAAAAGGUCAACCGAGCCGCACAUUGAGCCACCUCUGACCACACACAAGACCACAGCCUCCACCUCCAUCAGCAGCACCUCCAAGACCUCUGUCUCCACAGAGGCCAGCCCACCAGGCAGCACAAAACUCCCUCUGGCAACAACAUCUCCAAAUCCCAGCUCUUCGCCUGCCCCCAGCAGCCCACUCAGCACCCGCCUGCCAUCUGCUCCCACUUCCACACUCUAUUCCACAGCAGCUCCAAGCACCAGCCCCACGCCUACACCCACAACCCUGAGGCCCAAGCCCUCUUCCCCCAUGACAAGUGCUCCACAAGAGUCUCCUACAACAGAGUCCUCUGCACCCACCACAGCCAAAACCAGCACAGUGCCAUCACCUGCUCCUUCUGCCUCCUCCACUGUGUCCUCAACAUGGCUGAGCUCCUCACAGCCUGCCGUCACCCAUAAAAGGUCAACCGAGCCACACAUUGAGCCACCUCUGACCACACACAAGACCACGGCCUCCACCUCCAUCAGCAGCACCUCCAAGACCUCUGUCUCCACAGAGACCAGCCCACCAAGCAGCACAGAACUCCCUCUGGCAACAACAUCUCCAAAUCCCAGCUCUCCGCCUGCCCCCAGCAGCCCACUCAGCACCCGGCUGCCAUCUGCUCCCACUUCCACACUCUAUUCCACAGCAGCUCCAAGCACCAGCCCCACGCCUACACCCACAACCCUGAGGCCCAAACCCUCGUCCCCAAGGGGUCACCCCACCAUCGCCUAG